UGAAUAAAAUACGAAACUGUACUUUUCCCUUAAUUUAGUGUUUUUUUCAAGUGUAGAGAAAAAUGCAAGAGCAAGCGACGAGUUCUAUUGCCGCUAGUUCACUACCUUCAAGUAGUGAGAGAUCAUCUAGUUCAGCUUUACAUCAUGAACUCAAAGAAGGUAUGGAGAGUGAUGAUGAGAUCAGAAGAGUGCCGGAGAUGGGCGGAGAAGCGACGGGGACAACGUCAGCUUCUGGAAGAGAUGGAGUAUCGGCCGCCGGUCAAGCUCAACCAUCAGCUGGGACUCAAAGGAAGAGAGGAAGAAGCCCAGCUGACAAAGAAAACAAAAGGUUAAAAAGAUUGUUGAGAAAUAGAGUAUCAGCACAACAAGCAAGGGAGAGGAAGAAAGCAUAUUUGAUAGAUCUGGAAGCAAGGGUGAAGGAAUUGGAAACAAAGAAUGCAGAACUUGAAGAGAGGUUGUCUACUUUGCAAAAUGAGAACCAAAUGCUUAGACAUAUACUGAAGAACACAACAGCAGGUGCACAGGAAGGGAGGAAGUAGACAUAUGAUCGAUCUUAUGUCGAUAUGUCAGCAUUCUUGUUUAGAUCCUAUGUAGGCACUGAAGAGAAAUUCUCUUCUGGAUUUGAGAAUGCAUGCUAGUUUCGGGUGGAUUGUUCUGAUUUGAUGCAUUGCAUACUUGCUACUCUUAACCGUUGUCGGUUAUAUAUUAUCAGCAGAGAGUGAAGGAUUGUGGCUAAGCUAUUCUUAAAGUCACCAGCCUUUGGUAAGUUGCAUGGACUAAUCUUGGAUGAUAUAUGCUACAAUUACCUAUAACCUUUGCUAGCGUUCCCUAGUGAGUUGAAAUCUUUAUUAAAAACCAAAUCGAUGUACUGAUAAGACUCGGUGUAAAAGAAUUUGUGCAAUUGAAAACCAAUUAGGUACAUUCAAA
Molecule: messenger RNA, 927 nt
Organism: Solanum lycopersicum (tomato)
Lineage: Eukaryota; Viridiplantae; Streptophyta; Magnoliopsida; Solanales; Solanaceae
Gene: HY5
Product: THY5 protein
Biological process (GO): response to far red light; positive regulation of transcription by RNA polymerase II; response to red light
Cellular component (GO): nucleus
Molecular function (GO): DNA-binding transcription factor activity, RNA polymerase II-specific
Source: RefSeq, marked validated